This is a messenger RNA of Medicago truncatula (barrel medic), 917 nucleotides long. Its product is annotated as chaperone protein DnaJ. Lineage: Eukaryota; Viridiplantae; Streptophyta; Magnoliopsida; Fabales; Fabaceae. Gene Ontology annotation, cellular component: cytoplasm; nucleus. The record is from RefSeq and is a predicted model, not a curated record.
CGUCACAUAACGAAACGCCACGCUAGAAAGGAAAAGGACCACUCACUCGCUCACCCACAAACUUCAAUCAUUUCGAAAACAAAAUCUUCUUCCUUAACCGACCACUCUCUCAUUCUCACUCUCCUCAACCCAACCAAACCAUGAUGUGGGAAUGGGAACAAGAACAUGAACAACAACAUCAAUUUCGACAACCACAACACUUCCCAGAAACCCGAUCAAAUUCCCGACCCAAAUUCCUAUCUCAACUUCGAUUUCCUCUCAACUCUCUCUAAACCCAAGGAUUAUUACAAGAUAUUAGAAGUGGAUUACGAUGCAAAUGAUGAUACUAUUCGCUCUAAUUACAUUCGUCUUGCUUUGAAAUGGCACCCGGAUAAACAGAAAGACCAGGAUUCCGCCACGUCACGGUUUCAAGAUAUAAAUGAGGCCUACCAGGUUUUGAGUGAUCCAGACAAAAGGAGAGAGUAUGACAUAAACGGGAUGCGUUACGUAUAUGAUUACAAUAUCAUUGAUUAUCUUAACCGUUACAAGGGUCUCAUAUUGACUUGCAAUGGCCUUGGCAUAAAGCAUUCAAUAUGGUAAAAGAAAACCGGCAUCUCAGACAUCCUCAUCCAGUGCCUCUUGGACAGGUUUUUGAAGUACCUGGCACUGCAUGCCAUUAUCAGUAGUAAAAACAGAUGCUUAUGAUGUCCUAGAGGAAUAGCUUCAGACUUUAUGUAUAAUAGUAAACAUAGACAAAAUGUGAUUUCUACGUCUUGUAAUCGAUGACUGUUAUCUCGCGCUCUCUGUUUGCUUUCAGAUGUGUUUAUAUCGCUCAACUUUCUGUUUAUCUGUAAAUGAAAACUUGGUUCACGAUUCUUAUGUUGCCUGAAAUUCUGAUAUUGCAACUUGAAGAGAGAACAAACGCUGAUGGUUUUUUA